AGAAUACUACUGGUAACUGGGGCAUUUUUCAAAGAAAAUAAUAUCCCCGAUAAAUGCAAGCUGCGUAUCUUCUUUAGAACAAGAAAAAGAACAAGUAGAGGGGAUAUCCGUAGGUGCUAUACUUUCUGACUACCAGCGUGUUCGAGUAGAAAAUGUGUGUCAAAGGCUUAAUCUUCAGCCUUUAGCUUACCUUUGGCAGAGAAACCAGGAAGAUUUGCUCCGAGAGAUGAUAUCAUCUAACAUUCAAGCAAUCAUCAUCAAAGUAGCAGCUUUGGGUUUAGAUCCAGAUAAGCAUCUUGGAAAAACCCUGGAUCAAAUGGAACCUUAUCUCUUAGAGCUUUCUAAGAAGUAUGGAGUCCAUGUUUGUGGAGAAGGUGGAGAGUAUGAAACGUUCACUUUGGAUUGCCCUCUAUUUAAGAAGAAAAUAAUUGUGGAUGCAUCAGAAGUGGUCAUACAUUCAGCUGAUGCAUUUGCACCUGUUGCUUAUCUACGCUUUUUGGAAUUGCACUUGGAGGACAAGGUGUCCCCAGUACCUGACAGCUACAGGACAUCUAAUUAUAUACAUAAUUCUUAAAAAGCAUUUUUGGACAUUGCUUACUAAUCUGCCAUUUCUAUAUGAAGAAAAUUACAUAGUAUCUUCUCGGUUACUAUAUCCAGCUCUGUUUUUAUGUUUUUUUUUAUUCUGAUAGAAACAUUGAUUAAUUGGGGAAAUGGGAAAACCUUGUUCAUUAUUAUUGGCAACUUCUUCAAGAUUUACUUUCUCUGACUUUUGUUAGCAUGUCCUACCCAUGACCUCUGCCUGAUAUUUGCCCUUUUCCCCCUUUUAUUUCAUCUUUUACUCUAAUUUCUGUAACUUUUCUUUGCUUUCAUCACACUGGUUUAUUUUCCCCUUUCUCUCUUCACUGCUCUCAUCUCCACCAAUUAUAUAAUGAUGAAGAGCAUUUGAAAAUCAAAUGAAAAGGCAAUCACUUUAUUUAGCCUAUCAAGUCUUUUCUACUGGGUGUUACCAACAUGAUUUACCAUUUUUCUUUUGGUACUGUAUUCAUUUUAUCAACAUUAUUGGACAGUCAGGAAGAAUAUCAUUAACUCUUACUGGUUUUUCUGUAACAUUAAAAAACAUAAUAUUUAUUUCCAAAAGGAAAAAUUCUCUUCAACAAAUGCUGUUGGGGA
Hyaena hyaena (striped hyena) is the source of this 1170-nucleotide messenger RNA. RefSeq names its product diphthamine biosynthesis 6 (gene DPH6). Bases 227 to 574 code for a protein of 115 amino acids. The transcript has 7 exons. Gene Ontology annotation, biological process: protein histidyl modification to diphthamide. The record is from RefSeq and is a predicted model, not a curated record. Gene Ontology annotation, molecular function: diphthine-ammonia ligase activity. NCBI's taxonomy places the organism in Eukaryota, Metazoa, Chordata, Mammalia, Carnivora, Hyaenidae.